Molecule: messenger RNA, 3137 nt
Organism: Conger conger (European conger)
Lineage: Eukaryota; Metazoa; Chordata; Actinopteri; Anguilliformes; Congridae
Product: tribbles homolog 1-like
Exons: 3
Coding region: 492-1535 (347 amino acids)
Biological process (GO): positive regulation of proteasomal ubiquitin-dependent protein catabolic process; regulation of MAP kinase activity; protein phosphorylation
Cellular component (GO): nucleus
Molecular function (GO): protein kinase activity; ATP binding; mitogen-activated protein kinase kinase binding
Source: RefSeq, a predicted model, not a curated record
CUGAGGCCGGUUUCAUGUAGUGUGUCAUCGUAGAGGCAGGACCGGGCGGAGUUCCAGUUGUGCCGUGCUUCAGACGAGCGCUGUGGAAAUAGCAUCAUAGUUUUAGACAACUACUCAACUGCCGAGGUCACUAGAGCUCUGGAAAUCCACACGUACGGCGCUCGCGCAUACCUCCUGCCUCUAUCGAAACGAAGUGGAACGAUUCUACUCAUUCAGGAGGUAGCGACUGUAAGCUACUCUAAACAAUUAGGGCUAAGAAGCAUUAACUUCUGCAGCAUAACAAAUUAAAGAAAAUUAUUUUAAGGAUAUUUUGCACACAAAAAAAAUCGGCAGCAGCAAUAUUUUUGGCUAAAAUAUCCGGGAACAAAAGCAGAGUUUCGCAAGGACUGGGACUGAACGGAGUUAAAUAUCCAGUAAGUUUAUGUUAAGGAACUAGGCUACAUGCAUUACGUUUAUUAAUAGAAUUGUGUUCGAAACUGGUGCACGUUAAUAUGAACGUGCAGUGGACCAGUCCGGUGUCAUUUGUACGCAAUGGUAGAAACAAAAGAAUUGACUCCGACGAGCCGGUGUCGAAGUGUCCGAGGUUGAGCGAGUCUUCGAGUGAUGCCGGUUACCUCAGUAGCUCACCCGGGUCGCCGGUGUGGGCGGCUCCCUUAAGCGGCACCACAACUCACCAGGGUCCGUCCCGCAUCGGUCAAUUCCUGCUGAUACCAAUCGCGGACAGGGAUGGAGUUCAUAGCGCUUUAAAUGUACAUACCGGAGAGGAGUCCGUGUGCAAGGUGUUCGACAUGGUCCACUACCAGGAGAAGAUCAGGGCUCACAGUAUUCUCCCAGCGCACAGGAACAUCUCUCACAUCAAAGAUAUCAUCCUGGGGGAUCGGAAGGCUUAUGUCUUCCUGGAGAAGGACUAUGGCGACAUGCACAUGUUCGUGAAGAGUUGCAAGAAGCUGGAUGAGGAGCUGGCAUCCCGGCUCUUCUACCAGGUGGCAUCCGCUGUGGCCCACUGCCACCAGACGGGCAUCGUCCUGGGAGAUCUCAAACUCAGGAAGUUUGUCUUUUCUAACGAGAAGAGGACACACCUGAAGCUGGAAAGUCUGGAGGAUUGUCACGUGCUAGAGGGGGACAGUGACUCCAUGUCAGAUAAGCAUGGCUGCCCAGCCUACGUCAGCCCUGAGAUUCUUAACAGCUCUGGCUCCUACUCCGGGAAGCAGGCAGACGUGUGGAGCCUGGGGGUCAUGCUCUAUACCCUGCUAGUGGGCCGCUAUCCAUUCCACGAUUCAGAUCCCAGCACACUGUUCUCCAAGAUCCGUCGGGGCCAGUUCUGCCUUCCGGACACCCUCUCCCCCAAGGCCAAGUGCCUGAUUCGCAGCCUGCUACGGAAGGAGCCAUGGGAGAGGCUCACGGCUGCAGAGAUACUCAUCCAUCCGUGGUUUCAUGGUGCCCAGGAAAGGGGAAGCCGAGAGCAGGAAGCCAGUAGCCCUGACCAAACUGUGCCCACAUUCUGUCUGGAGAAUGAUGAAUCUCUGUUCUGCUGAAAAGGACCCAACCUCAACAAAGUGGAUUGAAAGUUUCAAUGCUGUUUCUUUUCAUGUACUUUAAUAUCCUGUCUGAAAACUACCAUACUGUCUUUGUGUAAAGUGUGGACACUGCACAACCACAAGACAAUUUUCAAAGCUGUCCAGCUUCUUAAUUUGUGGUUAAGUUCAGGGUCAGUGUAUUAACAGGUUUCGGCAGGAUGUGUUCUUCAUUUACAUCGAUUUCACAAAACACGACAUACGCUUGAAAAAAUGCACUUGGGUCCACAAGGUAGCCAGGACUUGGUAGUAAACCUCAGAAAACCUCAAGACCACAAUCUUCUGAAUAUGAAGCACAGCAAAGCCACACUGUGAGCACUAUCUGGCGGGACAGAGGCUCUGACCGGCAUUUAAACCCCGUCGAGGCCCAUCCCACUCAGAGGCAGAGGGAGAAGGGGAUAGAGAGAAGGAGAGCACACACACCCAUGCACACAGGCUGUCCUAUAUCAGGACCACCCAGGCCACUGACUGUCCUAUUUACUCAGACGAAACAGUCUACAGUUUCUAGUGGGGAACUAGAAUGCCAAUGGAGAGCAUUGGUGCCGUCUGUCAUUUCAAGCCCCCGGCCUCUGAAGUAUCAUGUGGCUAUGGUUCACAGUGUAGCCCCUAAGCAACCAAGCCCCCAGUUCCAGUCUCAGCUGAGACCAGGCCAGUCACUGACAGAACUCCAGUUUGCAGCUCCUACCCGCUAUCAAGCUCUGUUUUUCCCUAUGGCCCACAAGGACCCGUUUGUUGUCUCUGUUCCUCUUAUUUAUUUCUCAUUUCCGCUUGUGUGCACAGUCAGGUUUUUUUUUUGUUGACUUUGAAAAACAGAAAAUUUAAUCUGGGAGACUGGUGCUAGACCGUCGUUUUGUGUGCGGUAAUCCUGUUUCAAAAUGUUUUCGCCGUAAUAUAAAAUCAAAAUUUUAUGGAAUACUUUGUUAAUAUGUGGCAGAAUAUAAUGCAUGUAUUAGAAUGUUAUCUUUCAUAAAUACCAUUUUGUACAGAUAUCGUAUAUUGUACAGUUAGUUAUUAGGCUACAUGAAAUAUACAUGAAAGUGGAAAACGUGUAAGUUAUGUAUUUUCUGUAACAUAUGCACUUAUUUAAUGUGUCUGAAAAGGUAUUCCUUCUAUUUUGGAUUUUAUAUUUUGCCAUGAAAAUAUUAUAUGUUACGCUUUCAUAACUUUGAAUGCUGUUAUCAUAUGGUCUUCUCGUGACCUUCUUAUAAUGGCAAAGAUCAUCUGUUGUAUCCCCCCUCUCCACCUUUCAUGUUUCCCAGACAGUUUCCUGUUUCCCUGAGCUUUGCCGUUGCACAAGCUGACCUGGUGGCUCUCGUGUGGCCCUUUGGCACUCUUGCGUACCACUCUUGCGUACAUCACGCACAGCACAACAGGAGUGUACACAGCUCUCCUUGCACUGUAGCUUUCUCCUUCACCCUGAGAGCUGCUCUUUCAUGAUAGCACUUGGCAAGCGUCAAAAGGGUGGAACGUCAUAAACGCUAAAUGUAAAUAUGUAAAUUUUUCAAACAGUAUAUGGUCAUGACUCAUGAGGAAUAAAAGAAUGUUUUGGUUUUUUCAUUUUCA